Bombus terrestris (buff-tailed bumblebee) is the source of this 2522-nucleotide messenger RNA. It is a transcript of the gene HPS1, whose product is annotated as Hermansky-Pudlak syndrome 1 protein homolog. Bases 355 to 2358 code for a protein of 667 amino acids. The record is from RefSeq and is a predicted model, not a curated record. The transcript has 8 exons. NCBI's taxonomy places the organism in Eukaryota, Metazoa, Arthropoda, Insecta, Hymenoptera, Apidae. Gene Ontology annotation, molecular function: guanyl-nucleotide exchange factor activity. Gene Ontology annotation, cellular component: BLOC-3 complex. Gene Ontology annotation, biological process: vesicle-mediated transport.
UGUAUAUUUGUGAUAAAACAUUUGUACAGGAGUGUUCGAAUUAUGCGCUAGAACAGACUUCGACUAAGAGACAUCUAACGUACAAUCGAAAGACACGUAAAGUAGGUAAUCAACUUCAUCGCUCGUAUUCUUGUAUCGUAAAUCUAAUUAAACGAGUCUUGUUAGAAGUAGUCGCGCACAGUGACAACAGUGAUCGAAAUGACCAGGCAAGAGUACUGGGAAUAUUAAGCGGUUACUUGUCAUUUGAAAAUGUUUUUGUCAACCGAAUCAGCACGAAUGUAAAUAUUAACGUAUUAGCAAAUAUUGAUUGACAGAGUCGUGUAAUAACAGAAGUAUUUCUUAUUAAAUUAUAAAAUGAAGGGUAUUUUGAUCUUCGAUCAUUUAAACGAUGUUCUAUUUACAAAAUGUAAUAAAAAAUUCGCGAAUCAUAUACAAAAAUUAGCAAAAAUUCAAGGACUAAUUUUUGAAAACAAGAAUGUAGACAAUGAGGAUUCAAAAUUAAAUCCAAAUGUCAUAAUCCAAUUAUUUGCACCUAUUGUCACAUCCCAACAUGUAAUGGCUUCUCAGUUUGGAAAUUCUUACACUUCAAUGAGAUGUCAUGAUGGCACAAAUAUGGUAUUUGAUGAAUUUAUGGGAUAUACAUUCAUUUACAUAUCUACAGAUGAAGUAGAAUUAAUGAAAAGGACAUUAGGAGUAUGUGUGGCAAUUGUGAGGCAUGUUUGUGGACCAGAUGUUGCAGUAUUAAAGGUAAACAGGCAGAAAGUUAGUUUAGUUUCAUGUCUGUUAGAUGCAUGGGUGCAUUUAAGAAACUGUGAGCAAAGUAUGCUUACAGAAGCGAUAGAACAGCUAUCAAUAAACACAGACUUGGGUGUAUCAAUACUAAAAGUGUUGCACGAUGCCUGUGACAAAUUAAAGGCACAAUCUGAGUUUUCCAAUGUACACAUCUUGAUACUAGUGGAACAAAAAUUUCUUUCAUUAUACUCCAGUAAAAAUGCCCAUGAUUUGUACGCUUCUGAUAUAUUGCUGAUGAUGCUUAUGUGUUGGGUAGUUAAUCAGAAAAGGAAAGGGAAUACCCAAUCUGCAAUAAAUGAUAACAAUGAUGAUAGCACUCAUAUUCUUUUACCUGUAAACAAUUCGUCUAAAGAGGAGCAAAUAACUUUUGGAUCAAAGCUUUCAAAUCCUACUUCAGAAGAUAUUUCAGAUUUGUUUAGAGGAUCAAGAGAAUCUUCCAUCAAUGAUGGACUUUAUUUGUCAUUACUGGAUGAUGAUUUAUAUAGUAAUUUAAUUCUACUUGGAACCGAACAUGAUUAUACUACUAACGCAGUUCAUAUUUUUGAAUUAGCAGAUGGUAUCAACCUUAUCAUGAUAGUAGAAGUGGCUAAUCUUGCCACAUCAUCAGGAUUGUACGAUAGUUUCCAUUAUAUGAAUAUUAUAAAUGGUUUGCAACUUCAAAGAGAUAUUGACGAAUUAAGACCUGCAUUUGAAAACUUUGACUUAGCAAUGAAAAAAGCUUUGGAUGGGAUUAAGAAAAAUAGAGCUAACGUUAGUAAUGAUGUUGAUAUGUGUCAAAGAAGACUGCAAACAAAGUGGGAAUUUAUCCGAAAAAAAUAUAUGGAUCUAUUAAGAUCUAGAGACCCGGAGUCCAUUCUUCAAAUUGAAUCAAAUAUGUCUGGUUUCAUGGAUAAUUUAAAAGAAUUAUAUCGAUUAAUGUGUUUCGACAAAAGCUUCUUAAAGCAGGGCGUUGAUGUACUUACGACAGUAGGAAAACUCGUUCGUCAAAAGCUGAAUGAUUUUAGCGAUUUCCUUAAAGUAAAAGCACUCAAGAACUUUACUCUUGGAUCUUCCCUAACCAUCAACAAAUAUCUAGAAGAGUUCCCAGGCCUUGUGCACUUCAUCUACAUAGAUAGGACCACCCAUAGACUGAUUGCUCCAACACUGGAUUUCACAAAUCCUGAAACUCUUACUCUUACAACAAAAAAGAUAUGGAACAUGGUUAAACAAAGUAGAAUUCAUUUGGAAGAAGGACAUUUAUCAGUUAUGUGGAAGGAUACAACAUUUAAUUAUGCUUACUUCUUGUGGUUCGAAGACAGUUCUGGAUCGCCAGUGAAAUAUAAAGUUUAUUUGAAUCAUGUGUUGAAAAAUUUUCCAGUACCCGGUAUAUUUUGUGGCGAUUAUUACAGAAAACUAGCGGAGACGUGUUUCCCUAAACUGUCUCCCAAUAAAAUCAGAAUUUAUGAGCUUUAUUGUGUUCAUCUCGGUUUGGCAACAUCGUCGUGUGUAUUAGAACAUUCAAGAAGACUUGCGGCUACGAUAUGGGAGGUUACAGGUGUUCCAAAUAAUCCGGCUGACAUACUGUAAUAAUAUUUCUUUGAAAUAUUUAUAUACAGAUAGAGGUUCUGCGCUUAUGCGCGUUACAUUACAAUUAUUAUUUAAAAAAGAGAAAUAUUUAUGGAAUUUUUAAUUAUUUACAAGUACUUAAUAUAUGUAUUAAUUUGUUAUUUAUAAAAGACGACGAUUCAAAA